GUUGAAACGGCCCAUUAGUUUCGACCUUUUUUCGCCUUCGAUGUGAAUCAGCCGCUUUCUGACCACCGAUUUCCCCCGGCGUCGCCGAUGCAGAGCGACGGCGAACUUGACUCUUUCAUAUCGAGUUUUGGGGAUCAGGAUUGAUAGCUUGAAGAUGCUUCAGUGUAUAUUCUUCCUUUCGGACGCCGGGGAGGUCAUGCUCGAGAAGCAGAUGACCGGGCACCACGUGGAUCGCUCCAUUUGCUCUUGGUUCUGGGAUUACGUCCUCUCCCAAGGCGGUGAUCCCUCCAUGAUUUUGCCUGUGAUUGCAUCUCCAACGCAUUACCUCUUUCAAGUCUUUCGAGAUGGGAUCGUCUUUUUGGCGUGUACUCAGGUCGAAAUGCCUCCACUAAUGGGUAUCGAGUUCCUUUGUAGAGUGGCAGAUGUUUUGACUGAUUAUCUAGGAGGAUUAAAUGAGGAUGUGAUCAAGGAUAAUUUUGUAAUUGUAUAUGAGCUUCUGGAUGAAAUGAUGGAUAAUGGUGUUCCUCUUACAACAGAACCAAAUAUCUUGAGGGAAAUGCUAGCCCCACCAAAUAUUGUUAGCAAAAUGUUAAGCGUUGUGACUGGUAAAAAUUCCAAUGUCAGCACUAAACUUCCUGAUGCCACAGCAUCUUCUAUCCCAUGGAGAAAAAUUAACACAAAGCAUUCUAGCAAUGAAGUUUAUGUGAACCUUGUUGAGGAGAUGGAUGCAAUCUUUAACAGGGAUGGGAUUCUAGUGAAAUGUGAGAUAUAUGGUGAAGUUCAAGUAAAUUCUCAUCUCCCUGGUCUUCCUGAUUUGACUUUGUCAUUUUCAAACCCUUCAAUCUUAAAUGAUGUAAGAUUCCAUCCAUGUGUUCGAUUUCGCCCUUGGGAAGCUGAUCAAAUCCUUUCUUUUGUGCCUCCUGAUGGGGAAUUUAGGCUGAUGAGUUACAGAGUUAAAAAACUCAAGAGCACGCCAAUCUAUGUGAAGCCACAGUUGACAUCCAAUGCAGGACAUUCCCGUAUUAGUGUUUUGGUUGGAAUACACAAUGAUCCUGGGAAAACAAUUGAUUCGAUAACAGUGCAAUUUCAGCUGCCACUUUGUGUCUCAUCAGCAAACUUCACCCCAAAUCAUGGCACGGUGAACAUUCUAGCAGACAAGACUUGCCGCUGGUCAAUCGGGCAAGUGCCCAAAGGCAAAUCCCCAUGUCUGUCGGGCAAUUUAGUUCUUGAGGCAGAUCUGGAGAAAUUGCAUGUGUUCCCAGUUUUUCGAGUUGGAUUUAGGAUCAUGGGGGUUGCAUCCUCAGGCUUGCAAAUACACAGACUAGAUGUUAAAAAUACACCAAGUGAACCUUAUAAAGGUUUUCGAGCCCUCACUCAAUCUGGAGAAUAUGAAGUGAGGUCCUGAGAUCUUUGCUCUCAUACCAUGUUACUAAUUUAUUAUAGCAAGUACUAUGGUAGUAUAAUCAUGAUAUAUUUCUGGAUUUUCUAGUCAGAUUGCUAUGUUGCCUAUAUAACCUAUGGAAGUUAACUUGAGCUUUUACAGAGCGUAAUGCUCUUGUGAUACUCGUCA
Molecule: messenger RNA, 1570 nt
Organism: Zingiber officinale
Lineage: Eukaryota; Viridiplantae; Streptophyta; Magnoliopsida; Zingiberales; Zingiberaceae
Product: AP-3 complex subunit mu-like
Exons: 8
Coding region: 155-1405 (416 amino acids)
Biological process (GO): endocytosis; intracellular protein transport
Cellular component (GO): clathrin adaptor complex; cytoplasmic vesicle
Source: RefSeq, a predicted model, not a curated record